AUGAUGAUCUCCAAGCUACCUUUCGUCUUCUUCGCGCUCUCAGCCAUCCAAGUCACUGCCUUCCCACAUUUAAGUGUUAAAGGCGUUGAGGAGUUGACGGAACUCGCAAAAAGGUCCGGCGAAUGCCCUCACCUAGCAAAACAAAAUCAAGCAGCAUGCCCUCAUCUAGCCAAGAACAAGGAUCUGAAGCGUCAGACUACUUUUGACCCCACCUCCCAGCAUGUCUCCACUACUGGAGAGUAUGCCUGGGUUGCCCCUGGAGCUGGAGAUCAGCGAGGUCCUUGCCCCGGUCUCAAUGCCUUGGCGAACCAUGGGUAUCUUCCGCACAACGGUGUUGCUGAUAUCCCCACUAUCGUUUCUGCUGUGAACACUGCAUACGGAAUGGGUAUCGACAUCGGUACAUUUCUUGCAGUAUACGGCACCGCAUUUGAUGGCGACUCUAUCUCAACGGACCCCGGUUUUUCCAUCGGAGGACCGGCUACUAGCGAAGAAAUCCUGGGAGUCGGUCUCCUCGGAACUCCAUCUGGCUUGAGUGACUCUCACAACAAUUACGAAGCAGAUACCUCUCCAACACGUGGGGACUUGUAUGUCGUCGGAAACGACUACCUCCUCCAAGUCGACCGAUUCCAAGAAUACUACGAUGCUCUCCCGGAAAACACGCCCGCCCCGGACCAAUACGCAGCUCUCUUCCCCUUCCGCCAAGCACAAUUCAACAACUCCGUCGCCACAAACCCCGACUUCUUCUUCCCCCAAUUCGCCGGCGUAUUCGUCUCCCCGGCCGGCUACGCCUUCCCGCCCCGCAUGAUGGCCAACCAUUCAGCCGAGUAUCCAUCAGGCUAUCUCGACAAGGCGAGCUUCAUGACAUUCUUCGCCGUCACUGGCGAAAGUGGAGCAUUUGAAUACACCCCGGGCUGGGAACGCAUCCCGAACAAUUUCUACCGCCGUCCUCUUAGCGAUCCAUAUACUCUCCCUGACUUCAUCCUCGACGUCCUCGCCUUCGGCCUCCUCGACCCGCGCCUCCUCUCCAUCGGCGGCAACACCGGCACCCCAAACUCCUUCACCGGCCUCGACGUGUCCGACCUGACCGACGGCGUCUUCGACGGCGCCACCCUGGCCCAGGGCAACAACCUCGAAUGCUUCAUCUUGCAGCUCGUGCAGGCGGAAGCGCCGACGGCGGUCGCGGCGCUGUAUGAGGAUGUGACGGCGGCGCUGCAGCCGCUGGCGGAGAGCAUCUCGGGGAAUCUGGCGGGGCUCGGGUGUCCGCAGUUGGGGGCGGUGAAUGCGGGGAUGUAUGAUGUUUAUCCGGGGUAUGCGAAGGCGAAGGGGAUCUGA
Messenger RNA from Letharia columbiana, 1332 nucleotides. RefSeq lists its product as uncharacterized. NCBI's taxonomy places the organism in Eukaryota, Fungi, Ascomycota, Lecanoromycetes, Lecanorales, Parmeliaceae. The record is from RefSeq and is a predicted model, not a curated record. Bases 1 to 1332 code for a protein of 443 amino acids. The transcript is spliced from 5 exons. Gene Ontology annotation, molecular function: peroxidase activity.